AUGUCAACAGAGUCGAUCAAACUUAAUACUGGUGCUAGAAUCCCAAUCCUCGGAUUAGGGACAUGGCAGUCUGCACCAGGUGAGGUGAAGAACGCUGUUGCAUAUGCACUUCAAACAGGCUACAAACAUAUCGACUGUGCAUUCUGCUAUGCGAAUGAGGAUGAGGUGGGUGAAGGGCUACAGGAAGCUUUUGAGAAAGGAAUCAAACGAGAAGACGUCUUUGUGACUACCAAGUUGUGGAGCACGUUCUCCAGCAAAGUGGAAGAAGGCCUUGACCUUAGUUUGAAAUCUUUAGGCUUGGAGUAUGUGGACCUUUACCUUGCAAGUACUACGUCUGGAGUCAGUGGAUUUGGACAUCUAAUGCAGUGGACAGGCAACGACAUACGGUUUCCCAAGAAGCCCGACGGGUCGCGAGAUCUUGAUUUGUCCUGGUCACACACCCAGACAUGGAAGCAAAUGGAAGAUUUAUUGAAGAUAGGCAAAGCUCGAGCCAUUGGUGUGUGCAAUUAUAGUGUCAGAUAUCUCAAUGAGCUUCUUCAGGAGUCCACAAUAGUUCCUGCCGUCAAUCAGAUUGAGAAUCACCCACACCUACCUCAAAACGACAUCGUCCACUACUGUAAGGAGAAAGGUAUUCAUGUUACCGCAUAUUCUCCACUGGGUAGCACCGGAUCACCUCUGGCCAGAGAUCCAUGCGUUCAAGCGUUGGCAGCCAAAUACCAAGUAUCUCCGUCAACGGUGUUGUUGAGCUAUCACAGCGCUCGUGGCAUCUCUGUAUUGGCCAAAUCCGUCACUCCUGGUCGGAUCGACCAGAACCAACUGCUUAUUCCAUUGGGCGAAGAAGAUUUACAAAUGCUUGAGGCUAUCCACAAAACGUCAGGCGUAACUCGAUACGUCUACCCUCCCUUCGGAGUUGACUUUGGGUUUCCCGAUAAGGCACAGGAUCUUAAAAACAGUAGAUAG
Exophiala bonariae is the source of this 960-nucleotide messenger RNA. RefSeq lists its product as uncharacterized. The coding region runs from base 1 to 960 and encodes 319 amino acids. Gene Ontology annotation, cellular component: cytosol. The record is from RefSeq and is a predicted model, not a curated record. NCBI's taxonomy places the organism in Eukaryota, Fungi, Ascomycota, Eurotiomycetes, Chaetothyriales, Herpotrichiellaceae. The transcript has 3 exons. Gene Ontology annotation, molecular function: aldose reductase (NADPH) activity.